AUGGCCAAAGCUAGAGCAAAUACCACCAUGAUAAAGUUGGUCUCUACUGCAUUAACAGGUUAUGAAAAGUGGUUUAGAAUACCUAGAAGUUCACCAAAAUUAAACCUCAUAUUAUACGAUCCAAGAGCUAAAAGACACUGCCUUUUCAAAGAAGACAGAAAAAGAAAAAUAGCUGAACAGCCAAAGAAAGAUUUUAUCAGAAGUCACCGUUAA
Molecule: messenger RNA, 213 nt
Organism: Candida dubliniensis CD36
Lineage: Eukaryota; Fungi; Ascomycota; Pichiomycetes; Serinales; Debaryomycetaceae
Product: mitochondrial 54S ribosomal protein bL33m
Exons: 1
Coding region: 1-213 (70 amino acids)
Biological process (GO): translation
Cellular component (GO): mitochondrion
Source: RefSeq, a predicted model, not a curated record